AUGGCCGAGGUAACCCGCAUUCUUGUGCUAGGAGCGACAGGCUACAUCGGCGGCUCUGCACUUGCAGAAUUACUAAAGCACAAUGUUGAUGAGCCGGCACGGUAUACGAUAUCAGCGCUUGUUCGAAAGCCCUCUCAAGCCUCGAAGCUCGCAGAUGCCGGCGUCAAGCCGCUGAUCUUCAAAGACCUUGAUGAUUUUGAAGUCAUUCGUGCGGCUGCAAAGGACCAUGAUAUAUGCGAAGUCGUCCUCGCUGCUGCAUCAGCAAGACAUUACGACUGUGCAAGGGCUUGCAUUGAAGGUCUUGGAGAACGUGGUAAGAGUACCGGGAAAGCAACUCACUAUAUUCAUAGGGGGCUUGCGAUCGUCGUUGAUUUGUUCCAGACAUCGGGGGCGAGUAAUGUUGGAGACUGGCCGUUAACGGGCGAUCGAAUUGAUACCUCUAUUCAUUCUGAUGUCAACGAAGAUAUCUAUGAAUUUGAAAAGACUCAUCCAGAGACCCUGAGUCCAGUGCGUAAUGUUGACUUACGAGUUGUCGAGCUGGGCGAACGGCAUGGCGUACAGACGUAUAUUGUUAUUCCACCUCUUAUUUUCGGUCCUGGAACUGGUUUGUUCACUCUGGGUUCUGGCCAGGUUCACCAAAUUAUGCAGUUAGCACUGAAAAAGAAGCAAGCUGUUAUGUUAGGUUCGGGCUCUGGUAUCUGGAAUCGGAUCCACAUCCUCGACUUAAGCCGUCUAUUUUACCUCCUAGUUCAGGCUAUCCUCGAUCACAAAUCUGAUCUGCCGAGUGGCAAGACAGGCUACUACUUUGCCGAAAAUGGGUUUCAAAGCUGGAAGAGUAUUGCUGAAAAGAUAGGAGGGGCGGGGAAGACGGUUGGGGCAUUCGAAACGAAUCAAGUGACCAAUAUAGAGUUGCAAGAUGCUGCAGAUGUGUUUUUCAAUGGCAACGGUAGGGAUGCUGAGGGUGUUCUAGGAUCCAAUUCGAGAACGAAAGCUGAUCGAGCUCGCGGAGUUCUUGGCUGGAGUCCUGAACGUGGCGAAGAAGAGUUUGACUCUGAGAUAGUGAAAGUAGUUACUGCCAUGUAUGAGGAGACAGUGAAGUCUGGUUGA
Messenger RNA from Lachnellula hyalina, 1107 nucleotides. RefSeq lists its product as uncharacterized. The transcript has 7 exons. The record is from RefSeq and is a predicted model, not a curated record. Lineage: Eukaryota; Fungi; Ascomycota; Leotiomycetes; Helotiales; Lachnaceae. Bases 1 to 1107 code for a protein of 368 amino acids.